Molecule: messenger RNA, 875 nt
Organism: Porites evermanni
Lineage: Eukaryota; Metazoa; Cnidaria; Anthozoa; Scleractinia; Poritidae
Source: the annotation of a GenBank genome assembly
GGCGGAUGACACGCAGGCAAAGGUUAGUUGAAGAUUUCCGCCGUUAUCUUGACAUUCAUGGAGAAGGAAUUGCAAAAGUACCGUGCUCAGAAAGCUAAAGAAUACAAAGAGAGCAGAUGGAGUGUAUGGAGACCUACGUUUUCAUUUGGGACAAAGAUUUUCAGCAAUUUUGUGACAGAACAAAAUGAACGUAGUUUACACUGGUUGAUAUUAUUCUUAAAACUUCUCUUCUGGUUAGUACUCUGGGGUUUCUUCGUUCAAAUUGAGUUUGGAACCGUGUUUUUCAUCCUUUCAAUGUUUUAUUGGGUGUAUGUAAGUAUGCAAGCAGGAUCAAGGAAGCCUUGGGAACCCAGUCCUUAUUCUGUGUUUAAUGAAAACUGUGAAGCUAUUGAUGGAACUCUUAAUGCGGAACAGUUUGAACGAGAACUUAAGUUCGGAGCGGGAGCCGUUUCAGGAAAUUCAAAAUAAUAUUUGCUUUAGUCAGUAGGGAUGAUAUUAAAAUGAGAAAACAUGUCAAAGUGCCUGAUAGCUGGACCAGAAUUCAGCCAAAACAUCAAGCCUGCAAUCUGCCCAGUCUAUGUACCUUACCAUACUUAUGCAUGGAUGUGGUAGGCUUGUGGUAAGGACAGGCCUUCAGGUCUUCACUGAUGAUGACUUGCCUACAACUUGAGCUACAGAAGUUGACAAAGGGACACAAGAAAGUGCGAACAAGUCUGCCAGACUGCAAAGGACUUGAAUUCAGAAAGUCUACCAUUUCACCUCAGUAAUGGCUGCACAGACAACUGUUUGGACCUCAUUAGGAGACAUAAGCAUGUCAUAGCCUCAGACAAAAUGGUCUCACAUGUGAUCACAUGCUCAACCAUUUACCUGUUGCC